CUAUUAAAAAAUAAAUUGUGUUUUUGCUUUCAAGUAGAUGCUAUUAAGGUAAUUUUGGAGCUUCAUCAUGCAUCAAUUGGCAUCAAGUGGUUAAGACAAUUUUUUUUGUUUCAAAUGUUUGAGAAAUUUUUGCCUUUCCAGUUGAUGUCGCUAUGCAGAGAGACCUUUUUUCCAUAAUUUUUGUAUAUGAAAACUUGAAGUCACUAAGUAGAGAAAACCUGGGAAAAUGAAACAAAAGAGGUGAGCACAAAAGCAUUUUCCACAUUCUGAACAGUAUUUAUGCUUUGUAAAUCUCACCGUGGGGCUUUUGUGCAAUAAUGAGCACAUUAUGAUCCAAACUGGGGAAUGAGAAAGGCUACUUUGUGAGUAAUUCCAUUGAGUGGGAGGGUCACACUGGCCGGUCUUGUAUAUAUCGCUGUAAAAAAACAUGUUGCCUCCAUCCAAAUCAGUGGCAUGGACAUCUUUGUUUUCUGAAUCCACAAUGUGCUGCUCAGCGCAAAACUGAAGACGAAGGUUGUUGCUUGAAAUCGGCUUUGACUGGAGACCUCACUGACAUGAUAUUUCGACAGCUAGCACACCUUUGAGGCAGAGAGCGACAAGCAGGAGAUAAGAAGCAUGUCGUGGGUGAAGUCCUUUCUGGUGAGCCUGUCUCGGAGGAAGCCCAUUGAACCUGAUGGGGAGCAGUCCACCUUUAACCGAUGCCUGACCACUCUGGACCUGGUGGCGCUCGGUGUGGGCAGCACCCUGGGGGCCGGAGUGUACGUCCUCUCUGGAGAGGUGGCCAGGGACACUGCUGGACCCAGCAUCAUCAUCUCUUUCUUCAUAGCAGCACUGGCAUCCAUAUUUGCUGGCUUGUGCUAUGCAGAGUUCGGAUCCCGCGUUCCCAAAACGGGCUCAGCUUACCUGUACAGUUAUGUGACUGUUGGAGAGCUCCUGGCUUUCAUUACCGGCUGGAAUCUGCUACUCUCCUAUGUCAUAGGAACAUCCAGUGUCGCACUGGCGUGGAGCGGGACAUUUGAUGACCUCAUUGGGGGGGUCAUAUCUAAAUAUUUUGAGGAAAAUGCCUCUAUGGGCCUGCCUGGAUUAGCCCCUUACCCAGAUUUCUUUGCUGCGGCUCUCAUCCUGCUUCUCUCAGGGGUUCUGGCAUUUGGAGUGAAGGAGUCGACCACCAUUAACAAGAUCUUCACAGCAAUCAACAUCCUGGUGCUGUUGUUUGUGACCAUUUCUGGAUUCAUAAAGGGAAACAUCGACAACUGGUACAUCAGUGAAGAAGCUCUGUUGAACGCUACUGCAGAAGAGAAAAACUUGAGCUCCACCAUCAACGUGACCAGUGUCUUUGGAGUCGGUGGAUUUUUUCCUUAUGGCUUUAAUGGAACUCUGGCUGGAGCAGCAACAUGUUUCUAUGCUUUUGUUGGAUUUGAUUGCAUCGCUACAACAGGUGAGGAAGUGAAAAACCCUCAGAAGUCUGUCCCUGUGGGCAUCGUAGCCUCACUUUUGAUCUGCUUUCUGGCCUACUUUGCUGUCUCUGCUGCCCUCACCCUGAUGAUGCCCUAUUACAUGCUGAAUGAAAAGAGUCCCCUGCCCGUGGCCUUUGAAUAUGUCGGUUGGGGUCCUGCCAAAUAUGUUGUGGCGGUGGGAUCUUUGUGUGCCCUGUCCACCAGCCUUCUUGGUUCCAUGUUCCCGAUGCCGCGGGUGCUGUUUGCCAUGGCGAGAGAUGGAUUGCUCUUUCAGCCUUUGACUAAAGUCACAGCAAAAGGCAGUCCUGCCAUAGCAACCAUAGCAUCAGGAGUAGUAGCAGCCAUCAUGGCUCUCCUGUUUGACCUGGAGGCCUUGGUGGAGAUGAUGUCCAUCGGAACUCUAUUUGCUUAUACACUUGUGGCAAUAUGCAUCCUAAUACUGAGGUACCAAGUGGGUUCAAGUGAAGAUGCCAAACUUCAGAUGAAAGAAUCAGAAUCCAAGUUCAACUUGUUGAAGCCUCCAUCUUCUCCCACCAACAUAACGUCAAAAACAGUCACAAUCUUGACUGUAAUUUCUGCCGUGUUUGUAUUGGCAUUGUGCCUCAUCCUCACUCAAGCUAUUGAUGCCAUUGCCAAUCUAGAAGCAUGGAGCAUUGUGCUUGUCUGUGUUUUCUCCCUGGCCCUGCUUGUCAUCCUGCUGCUCAUAUGGAGACAACCACAAAAUCCCACCAAGGCAACGUUCAUGGUGCCCUUACUUCCUGUUCUGCCUUUAGUGAGUACACUCAUCAAUGUUUACCUGAUGGUUCAGUUGGGCGGAGCGACCUGGUUGCGAUACGCUAUCUGGAUGUUAGUUGGGCUGGUUAUCUACUUUGGUUACGGAAUCCGUUGCAGCGUUCAGAGAAAGCGCCUCAAGGCCGACAAGGAGAUCGAAACAGUCAGCAACAAAACAGACAUCAUCAAAGAAGAGAAGUUUUAAGCUCAAAUGAAGAAAGGCCACAUAAGCUGAAGUGUUACAGCGAGGCGCUUCUUCAAAUGUGUCACUUCAGUUUUACAUGCACCAGUACUGGGUUUUAUCUGGAGUUACCAGGAUUUAGAGACUAAUGCACGGUGCUGAAGUGUAGAUAUCUUGCCAUACUUUUUGUGAUGUUUUUUAUUUUGUUUUAAACACUCACACUUUUUUAUGUCCUAAUGUGACCUUAUUCAAAAUAAAAGCGUUGAAUGACUUUGCACAUGUUAAAUGUUGUACAAAAAGGGCAUUAUAUUUCUCCAAUACAUCUGUUAAAAGCCAAAACAAAUAGGCAUGCACUUUUUAUAAAACACUUAAAAGAAGCCCUGAAAUCGGAUUUGUAUUUUGUAAUGUGCAGCUUCACUAAACUUUUUUUAAUGUAAUAAGAUAAAUUACUGAUUAAAAUAAUAUAAAUAUUAAAUCGAUGCAUUUAUUUCAAUUCAAGAAAUGUUUCAAUGGUCAAAUUUCUUUACCUUUUCUUGAGAUUUAGCAUUAGACUAAAGCUGUUGCACAAUGUACAUAAAUCUCCUUUGUGUAAAAUGAAGUGUAACACAUUUGUUUUUGUUUCUAAACUUAAAAUGGACUCUGUAUGUGUAAAAAACUGUAUUAUUUUGAGCAUUCCUUAAUUAAAUAAAAGACUGUUUUAUUUGGCUGAAAGUAAGAAAA
Messenger RNA from Oryzias latipes (Japanese medaka), 3129 nucleotides. RefSeq names its product cationic amino acid transporter 2. Gene Ontology annotation, biological process: L-arginine import across plasma membrane; L-ornithine transmembrane transport. Gene Ontology annotation, molecular function: L-lysine transmembrane transporter activity; L-arginine transmembrane transporter activity; L-ornithine transmembrane transporter activity. The record is from RefSeq and is a predicted model, not a curated record. NCBI's taxonomy places the organism in Eukaryota, Metazoa, Chordata, Actinopteri, Beloniformes, Adrianichthyidae. Gene Ontology annotation, cellular component: plasma membrane.